GCAUUGGCAACCUCUGCAGCCCCUGCCUCUGCCGCCGCUGGAGUGGACGGACUCUCUCCUCCAUUUCCUCCUGACCUCCUCGCUUCGCCCAAACACAACCGGUUGCUUCCUCAACCCACUACCGCUCCCCCUCUCUUCCCUGUCAAAUCGCCGAAUUGAUCAGGCCGUGAAAAAAAAUCCAAGCUUUUUGGACAGGACCCUGCUGCUGCUGCUGCUCGUGGCGGUGCUGAUAUAUCUCGGAGGCGGAAGCCGUUGCUGCUUCUUGUGAUGGUUGUUUGGGUUUGCGAGCUUGCGAUGAGGUGAGAGUUGCAUGGUGAUUGAUGGUGGCCGAUAGAGAGUAGGCAAGGAGGUUCGGCGGCGGCGGCGGCGGAAGAUGCGGGCGGGGCGAUGCGGAGCUUCGGGCCUCCUCAGCACUCCAUGGUACCGGAGAUCAUCGCAGUGGUAGGUCCAGAUCUUGAUGAAAGGAGAAUAGGGCCUCUGAGGGCUGGCCAUGGCCAUGCGCAAUCCAACUCUUUAGUAAUAUGUAUAUUGUUCGUUCAAAAAAAGUAAUAUGUAUUUUGGGUUAAAUAUGGACUAACUAAGUAUUCAGUGAAAUAUAUAUUUUUUUGCUAAGCCUUGUAGGAUGCAGGCAGGGUCUUUGCUAGUCUCAAUCAUUGUGUAUUGAAGGAAUUGGUUCUGAAAUAAAUUUAAGUUCUUGUCUGUUACUAUCUGCCUGCACCCAUGGUCCCUUUGAUGGUUAGUACGCACAAAUCUUUCAACCCAUGCAACUGAGGCCCCGUUUGGGAGGGCUUCUGGAGCGGCUUCACGAGCGGCUCCAGGUGAAGCCCUCCCAAAUGUUUGUUUCGUAACUGGCUUUACGUGUGAAGCCGGUUCUGAAGCCAUCGGCGGCUUACACAGACAAGGUGAAACCAUGAAAUCGUGGCUUCACGUGGCUUACACAUCAAUCUAACAAGUGAAGCUGUUUUGCCAAACAUUUUCUAAAACGGCUCCAACUCCACCAGAGAAGCCGCUCCAUCUGAGGAGCCGGAGCCAGAGCUGUUUUUGGAAGAGCCGGAGCCCUGCCAAACAGGCCCUGAAUGUCAUAUUGAAUAGAAAGACAAAACAAAAGUUACCUUGCAUGCCACACAGAUAUGAACAGCAUGCAACCUUCUCAAGUUACCAACUUUGGGGCGCUUGCACAGUCUGCCGGAUUCCGAAUAGAAGAUCUUGCUAAUCUUAAUACUAGCACUUUGUUCAAUCUGAAGACAAAUACAAUUAACAACAAUCCUCUUCAGUUUGGAAGUUACGGAAAGCCUAUUUCUCCAUCUCAUAUAAAUACUACAACCACAGCAACAGCUGCAGUGAGAAUUGACCCUCAGUCACUAGAACAGCAAACAGGAGCUCAACAAAAUCUAGUGGCUUUACCAACUGGUAACAUCGAGAACUGGGGAGAGUCAGCUAUGGCUGAUAGUCCUAUGAUUGACACAUCAACAGAUCCAGAUACUGAUGAGAGGAAUCAGAUGUUUGAACAAGGACUGGUUGCUGGCCCCACAGCUUCUGAUUCUAGUGACAAAUCAAGGGACAAAUUAGAUCAGAAGACACUUCGUCGUCUUGCCCAAAAUCGUGAAGCUGCCAGGAAAAGCCGUUUAAGAAAGAAGGCGUACAUCCAAAACCUUGAGAGUAGCAGACUGAAACUUACUCAGUUAGAGCAAGAGCUUCAGCGGGCUCGCCAACAGGGUAUAUUUAUUUCAACAUCAGGAGAUCAACCUCAAUCAGCAAACGGAAAUGGAGCUUUGGCAUUUGACAUGGAGUAUGCACGCUGGUUGGAGGAGCACAAUAAACAUGUAAAUGAGUUGAGGGCUGCUGUCAAUGCACAUGCUGGAGACAAUGAUCUUCGAGGUAUUGUUGAUAGCAUCAUGGCACACUACGACGAAAUUUUCAGGCUCAAGGGUGUGGCAGCAAAAGCAGAUGUUUUCCAUGUGCUGUCCGGGAUGUGGAAGACCCCUGCUGAGAGGUGUUUCAUGUGGUUAGGUGGUUUCCGAUCAUCUGAGCUUCUGAAGUUAUUGGCAGGUCAGCUAGAGCCUCUUACUGAUCAGCAGCUUGUUGGUAUAUCCAACCUGCAACAGUCCUCCCAACAAGCAGAGGAUGCUCUUUCCCAAGGGAUGGAAGCAUUACAACAGUCACUUGCAGAAACUCUAGCAUCUGGAUCCCUGGGCCCUGCUGGAUCUUCUGGCAAUGUUGCGAAUUACAUGGGACAAAUGGCGAUGGCUAUGGGAAAACUUGGCACCCUUGAAAACUUCCUACGACAGGCUGAUAAUCUGCGGCUACAAACACUUCAGCAAAUGCAACGCAUCUUAACCACGCGGCAAUCUGCACGAGCUCUACUUGCAAUAAGCGACUACUUCUCUCGGCUGCGUGCUCUGAGUUCUCUUUGGCUUGCUCGUCCACGGGAAUAAAUUCAAUUAAUUCAUGAUAGGAUAAUUUUAGGUACUCUCUAGUAUGCCCAUUAGUUUCUUCACAUUGCUCAUGUGUUGGUGCGUUAUUUGGAUCAGAAACUUCUCGUGUAUGUGUUCAAGUGAACGUUCAGUUCAUAUUGUAGGUCAUUAUGGAAUUAUUGGGCAAGUUUGUAACAAUUUUGGGAAAAAAACAGAGUUGUAAAUAGAUGCGGAAUAAUCUGAGAUCUUAUUAGGGGAUGACAUUGGCGGAUAUGAUCCACAGACAAACCUGUGCAAUAUCCCUGUGACUGAGAGUAAUACGGAGUGACUAUACCAAACUAAGCAUUUGAA
Messenger RNA from Panicum virgatum (switchgrass), 2765 nucleotides. Its product is annotated as transcription factor TGAL1-like. The transcript has 12 exons. The record is from RefSeq and is a predicted model, not a curated record. Gene Ontology annotation, biological process: regulation of DNA-templated transcription; DNA-templated transcription. The coding region runs from base 1131 to 2435 and encodes 434 amino acids. Gene Ontology annotation, molecular function: DNA-binding transcription factor activity; sequence-specific DNA binding. Lineage: Eukaryota; Viridiplantae; Streptophyta; Magnoliopsida; Poales; Poaceae.